UUGGUGGUGAUACAAUUUGGUUUUAUUGGGAUUGUUACUAAACGAAACAAAGUUGAGAAAGCAAACAAAGAGCAGCAUGUCACGUUGGAUAAUCAGAUAUGUUGCUUUCUGGAGAUUGUCUCUGACUAUAAUAUUACACAUGUUGUUAAUAAAAUGCAGUUCGUGCACUGCUAUGAACAGCCAAGAGGACGAUUCCAUUAACAAGUUAUCCAAUGAUGUUGCAGUCGAUAAUAGGUUCAAAUGGCUGAAAGGAGCGCAGGACUUAAUUGCGAGUCCUACUGGACAUGUGGUAGUUCAAGUGGCAAAAGAACUAUUAAAUCGAUCCACGGGCAAUAGUCAAGUUUUAAACCUUAAUAUAACUAACCUUAUAGUGAUAUUGCUUCUUAAAGUUUUAAUAUUUACCGCCGGUCUCUUAGGAGCUGGACACUGGGGCGGAUAUGGCUAUAAUUAUGGACGAUCCAAUGACAACGGCUUCUCAUUUGCCCUAAACGAAAAUGAAGCUCACCUAAUUACUGGUUUCUUGGCGGCUCAAAGUGGCUUCGAUGAUUGUUUAUAUGAGGCGGCUUGUUCAGCCCCACAUGUAGCCUAUGAGUACGCUAAAGCUGCGAAAGCUUUGAUGGAAGGAAUUAAGAAAUUUGAAGGCAUCAGCUAUAAUAAUCUUCGUUAUAAUGACUUGAUCGAAUUGCUUCAACAGGCAGCGUAUAAUGGACAUAAAGGAUUAAAUUGCACUAUAACAGACAAAUGCGAUAAUUUGCGUUAAAGUGCAGCUUAAUAAGACGUUAAAUAGAAAGAAGGGUGCGAAGAUAAAUUCGAAAUUAACUAGCAAAGACACCUACCAUAUCUGUUACCU
This is a messenger RNA of Glossina fuscipes, 850 nucleotides long. RefSeq lists its product as uncharacterized. The coding region runs from base 77 to 760 and encodes 227 amino acids. NCBI's taxonomy places the organism in Eukaryota, Metazoa, Arthropoda, Insecta, Diptera, Glossinidae. The record is from RefSeq and is a predicted model, not a curated record. The transcript is spliced from 4 exons.